Molecule: messenger RNA, 1986 nt
Organism: Plodia interpunctella (Indianmeal moth)
Lineage: Eukaryota; Metazoa; Arthropoda; Insecta; Lepidoptera; Pyralidae
Gene: Dyrk2
Product: Dual-specificity tyrosine phosphorylation-regulated kinase 2
Exons: 9
Coding region: 463-1839 (458 amino acids)
Biological process (GO): peptidyl-serine phosphorylation; peptidyl-threonine phosphorylation
Cellular component (GO): nucleus; cytoskeleton; cytoplasm
Molecular function (GO): protein serine/threonine kinase activity; protein serine/threonine/tyrosine kinase activity; ATP binding
Source: RefSeq, a predicted model, not a curated record
CGCCCUUAGUAUCAACUGCGACGCCUCGCGACGUACACGUCUGCGGCUGUACAAAUAAAAAAAAUAUAUUGCUACUGCUACUGGCUAAUAACAAAUGUGAAUUAAAAAUAAACGCAAUUCAAAUAUCAUUCGCAAUUCUACGUUUCUAAAUAUUUUACAUGCUAAUGAGAGCGAUAAUUAAUCAAAAAUCGCGAGACACUGUCAACAACGCAACGUUUGCAUUCUCAACUUAAUAUUUAAGAAAAGAUUCGUUUCUUUGUGUGAGUCAAGAACUAUCGUGAUUUUUCUUGCUUACCUAUUUCAUCGUCUUAAAAAUAUACAGUGAAUUUUGAACAAUUGUACUUAAUCACUACUAAUCUCAUAGUUGCAACUUAACUGUAACUUGAUAGUGUAUCAGUGAUUGAGCAGUAGUUAAAAGAAUUGACCGCGGUGCAACAAGUGACCGAAAAAACGACACUAGAUAUGAUUUUGUACGAUCUGCAACUGGAGGCGGGCGCCGGCGAAGGCCCGGGGCCUCCAGUGAACAAUAACUCGGAGGGCGCAGUCGCCAGCCCUCCGAGGGACGACAACCACAACCCUCCGCAGCCGCCGCCCUCGCCGAGACGACCAUUCUAUACUUCUGAAGCCCUGAAGCUGUACGGAGACAGACUGACGGAAUGGGAGAGGAACGAGAUCCGGAAGUACCCCGAGAUCUGGUUCCUGGGGCUGGAUGCCAACAAGAUUCAGGCCAAAUCCAACUUGCCCAACAACUGCGGGUUCGAUGAUGACAACGGUAGUUAUAAUAAGCAAAUCCACGACCACAUAGCAUACCGGUACGAGAUCCUCGAAGUUAUCGGCAAGGGUUCCUUCGGACAAGUCAUCAGGGCGCUCGACCACCGCACCGGCAACCAGGUUGCCAUCAAGAUCAUCCGCAACAAGAAGCGGUUCCACCACCAGGCCCUGGUCGAGGUCAGGGUGUUGGACCAUCUGAGGCUGAAGGACAAGGACCAAUCGCACAACGUUAUACACAUGCUGGACUACUUCUACUUUAGGAACCAUUUGUGUAUAAGCUUUGAGUUGAUGAGCAUUAAUCUAUACGAGCUGAUAAAGAAGAACAACUACCAAGGCUUCAGCUUGAGCCUCAUUAGACGGUUCGCCAGCUCCUUGCUGCGCUGUCUCCGACUCUUGGAAGCUGAGAACAUCAUACACUGUGACUUGAAACCGGAGAACAUCCUACUGAAAGCCAGAGGAAGCUCGUCUAUCAAGGUGAUAGACUUCGGCAGUUCGUGUUACACACACGCGCGGGUGUACACCUACAUCCAGUCGCGGUUCUACCGGAGCCCUGAGGUCAUCCUCGGGCUGCAAUAUGGCGUCGCCAUCGACAUGUGGAGCAUGGGAUGCAUCCUUGCGGAACUCCACACAGGCUAUCCCCUAUUCCCUGGAGAAAACGAAGCGGAACAACUCGCCUGCAUCAUGGAACUGCUAGGGCCGCCCCCUCCAGAUCUCCUCAUACAUGCCACGAGAAAACGGCUAUUCUUUGAUUCGAAAGGCGCUCCCAGAAGUGUGACAAAUUCGAAAGGCCGCAAGCGAAGACCUGCGUCGAGAACGCUGGCAGCAGCUGUCAGGACGGAUGAUCCAGCUUUCUUACACUUCCUGCAUAGAUGUUUAGAAUGGGACCCAAAGCGUCGCAUCACACCAACGGAGGCGACCCGUCACGAAUUCGUCACCGGCUGCGCCCUGGGCAGCACUCCGUCGGGGGUGCUCGCGUUACCCCGCCUCGCGCCCCCCCGACCCACCCGAGGGGCGCUGCUCCACUCGCAGUCAGCUGGCGACGUGGCGGCCAUGUUGGGGCGCGCGUGACCAAGGGACUCCUGAGUGAGGGUCGGCUCCGGAGGCCCAUUGUAGUGGUGUUCCGUACUUCAUUUGCUAGGUAUUGCACACAUUGAUACAGUGAUACUUCACUACUUCUCAAGUUUAGCUUUACUAGUAUUCUAUCUGCGUCUGAUU